GCCCGCAUGGUCUCCUAAGAGAUGCAUCACUUACCCACCUUAAACUUACAGCCUCAUCGUCUCCUUCUCCCUCUUCAUUGCAACAUACUGUCAUCCUCAAACUCAACAUCAUGCCUAGCAGUUCGCCAUGAUUCCGCGUUCAAUCAACCGGAUUCUUUUAAGCAAUGGCAGGCGUACCUGUGCGCACACCCUUUCAGCCUCGCACAAAAGCUCACACGAUCCUGAACACCACCACCCCUUCUACAGAAACAAUAGCAACGUCGAAUCCUCCAUUACGGUCUAAUGCCCCAGCGGCUUCCAUCAACCGGAAACUUUCUACAGAUGCAGAUGCUAUCUCCGACAGGUCUACAUUGCUGUUCAUACGCCGCACAUUAUGCUCACAUCUUAGUGAAAAGGGUCGCAGUACCCCGGCUCCAAUCGAUGAGAUACUUCCCCCAUUAACAAGUAGUAAUGAGGUUGACUUGCAGCUGUAUGCAUUGAUAGCAAUUAUAAUAAGGGAAUUUGUGCAUACCUGGUAUGCGAAGAUUACGCCGGACCAAAUGUUUGUGGAGGAGGUGGUAAAGAUUAUUGCACAUUGCACGAGAGCUCUGGAACAAAGGCUAAGGAAGGUGGACUUGGAGAGUUUGCUGUUCGAAGAACUGCCAGACUUAUUGGAUACACAUGUUAAAAUAUAUAAAAUGUCGCAUUACCCUCUACACCCAGAACCAAUUUCGGUGAACCCGCGACAAGUAUACCAUUCGCUCUGGCCUUUUGCGCCGUUGUCUCCCGUUCCGCUUGAUGAAGAUCCCGAUACGAUCAAGAGCCAGUCGAAUAACGAAGCUGCAUAUAGACAAUUGAUUAUUAACGGCGUCUUAGCCGUUCUACUGCCCACGGAAGAUCUCGAGAACGACUGCUUGACAUCUCUAGUUGGUCAGAUUUUUUCAGAAAUGAUACUGGGCAAUGGUAUUGGCGGCAAAGCUUGCGAACCGUGGCUAUUAUGGGAGGGUAUAAUGAAGAUUGCAGAAGUUAUACAAGCUCGACUACCGAAAGCUAAAGCCCAAGUUCGAAUCGACAGGUCAAAUUCCGAAAUUACCAGACCGAACUUAUUGGAUAUUAAAGCCGGCAACACCAAAACUUCGAAUUUUGGGAAAUCGAUGCAGAAAUAUUUUUGGCUAAUUCUUCAGUAUUUGUUUCUGGCGUUCGCCGCGGUCCGGGCUAUAUUUAUUGCUAUUGCUACCUCAUCUUCAUUACCGUCUCGUAUUCCUCCCACGAGGAAACCUACUGGCUUUACGUUACCGAGUGAUGACUCGGAACCACCGAUGAACUCGGAAGCAUUGCCUUGGACUCGAGCUCAACCACUCAAGCGCCCUAUUCUCAAAAUGAAGCUAUGGUCAUGCGUCUCUACUUUGCUAGAUAUGGAUACUCGCAUGCCAUGGCUGAGCGCCACAUUAUCUCUUCUUCAAUGGGGUGCAAUUACCGGCCCUGGAAGAAUUGGAGAUACAGACGGCAUGAUUGACAAACUCCUCUCCCACCAAAUUCACACCCACAUCUUAGACCCCACUCUGCUACCAUCCCUCCUCUGCACCCUUCGCCAAACACUCUUCCCCAAUAAUACGCUCGCACCAGGGAGAAUACCUCCUACACCCACUGAAACAAUCGAAAUACGACGAAGGUGUGCAGAGGCUAUAUUGAAUUUGAUACCAAUAGCUGUGAGGGAUAUUUACUUUGGUCGUACUUCUUUAUACUCUUCGGGAAGUAGCACCGAUACUAUCGAUAUUGAUUUCGAAGCAAAAACCGAACUCUCAAAAGAAAGACAUAUUCGGGAAGUAGAAGAUGUGUUGAAUGUUUUUGGUGAUGUGUAUUGUAAUAAACACUUACUAUAUGGAGUUGUGGAAAUGAUUAUUAUGAGAAUAAUGCCGGAGCUGGGGGAGAAAGGAGUGCAGGAGUUAUUGGAUGAGAGGUUGAAUUGAGUUUCCAUUUUUUGAGCCGUCAUCUUGCGUUCGUUGCGUUGAAAGUUUAGAUACCCAUCAUGCUUUUUUAUAUUAAAAAUUUAUACUGAAUUAUUUGAGUCAUGCACUGUACAAUUCCUGCACACAGCCUGCGUAUUGAAUAUUAUCCAAAGUUAGUAUUUGCAGUUUUAAAAGCCCAACGUUGUAACAAAUUAACCACCCAUUUCAUUCCACGUGUAUGUUUUUGAUCUGUCUGAUGCUAGCUCGAAAAGUAAAGAAGAAAUUCUCGACCCCUUUGUCCUCAGAAGAGAACAAUUUGUCCAUCCAUCCAUAUCCGUCCAUCCGUGCACAUAUAUCUCAUUAGAUCAACGAGUCCCAUACCAUCCCAAUCUGUCUUAUCCUAUUUCACAUACGAAAGAACUUCACUACAAGUUCACACAAGCACUAUACAAUAAACGAACGAUUCCAACAAGAAAAAAAAAGGAAUGAGUCCCUAAGUACAAAAAUACACCAAAGAGCGAGGAAGAUGGAUGAAUAGACUAGCAAAAGAUAGGUUAGGUAACAAAACAAGCCGUGCAUGACGUUUCAUGAUUUCGCACAAGAGAAAUCCAACAAACACGUCCAGGAAUUUGAACUUUGGCCAUCGCA
Botrytis cinerea B05.10 is the source of this 2576-nucleotide messenger RNA. RefSeq lists its product as hypothetical. Gene Ontology annotation, biological process: protein targeting to lysosome; early endosome to late endosome transport; endosome to lysosome transport. Gene Ontology annotation, cellular component: early endosome; extrinsic component of endosome membrane; late endosome. The transcript has 3 exons. Gene Ontology annotation, molecular function: phosphatidylinositol binding. The record is from RefSeq and is a predicted model, not a curated record. The coding region runs from base 165 to 1949 and encodes 594 amino acids. Lineage: Eukaryota; Fungi; Ascomycota; Leotiomycetes; Helotiales; Sclerotiniaceae.